Messenger RNA from Asparagus officinalis (garden asparagus), 1410 nucleotides. RefSeq names its product elongation factor 1-gamma-like. The record is from RefSeq and is a predicted model, not a curated record. Gene Ontology annotation, biological process: translational elongation. Gene Ontology annotation, molecular function: glutathione transferase activity; translation elongation factor activity. The transcript has 4 exons. Lineage: Eukaryota; Viridiplantae; Streptophyta; Magnoliopsida; Asparagales; Asparagaceae. The coding region runs from base 346 to 1035 and encodes 229 amino acids.
UAGAACCAAAAAUUUAUAUAAAUUCAUCUAGUAGUCGUACUUCCAAGUCCUCGACUGCUUUAAAGUUUUCAUAAUCGAGAAUGCUAGCUAUUAUUUAUUUGAGCGUAGGGGUUCAGUGAAUGGUUUUAACAUGAACUGUUGCAUUUUAUCCUCUCUCAAGAAACUAAAAAGGCCAAAAAAAUUCCCUCAUCUCCUCCUUCCUCCUCCUUACUGAGUAUUGAGAUACUGUCUUAGUAUGUCACGUAGAGAUAAAGUUUGUUUCAGAACAUACAAAAAUGCUUGGAAGAGCCUCUUAUCGCUGCAGCAUACAGUGGGGUUAAAGUUGAACUUGUGAAAGACUUUCAGAUGGGGGUCUCAAAUAAGACUCCUGAAUUCAUUAAGAUGAACCCCUUGGGCAAGGCUGAGGAACUUGCGAUCGCCAAUUUGAAGAGGGCACUAGAAGCUCUGAACACUCAUCUUGCUACCACUAUUUACCUUGUAGGAGAUAUAGUGGCAUUGGCUGAUAUCGAAAUGACUUGCAACUUGUGCACAGGAUUCACUGGGGUCAUGACUAAGAACUCCUCAUCACAAUAUCCCCAUGUUGAAAGAUAUUUCUGGACACUAGUGAAUCAACCAAACUUUUGCAAGGUAACAGGGGAGGUAAAGCAGACACAAGUCAUUCUCCCUGUUCCAGCAGCAAAGAAGCCUGCACUGUCCAAGGAGUCAAAGCCCAAGGAAGCCGAGGGAGGAGGUAAGCAAGAGCCUGCAAAGCCUAGUACUGAGGAAGAGGAGGCAUCCAAGCCAAAGGCGAAGAACCCACUUGACCUCUUGCAACCAAGCGAGAUGAUCUUGGAUGAAUGGAAGAGAUUGUACUUCAACCUCAAGACCAACUUCCGUGAAGUUGCCAUUAAAGGCUACUCUCUACGGUUCUGUGAGUAUAAAUACAAUGGCGAGAGCAGUCUCAUUUGUGACCUUGAGCAAGGUUGGUGGGUUCUCGCAGAGGAUGGAUCUUGUUCGCAAAUAUGCUUUCGGAAAGACGCUUGUCAUUGGGUCUGAGCCCCAUACAAGAUCAAGGGUCUUUGGCUCUUCCGUGGAAAAGAGAUCCCUCCCUUUGUUCUUGAAGAGUGCUACGACAUGGAGCUUUAUGAGUGGACUAAGCACAGAAGGAGCGUGUUAACUCCAUGAUUGAGGACCAGGAGCCUUUUGAGUGUGAGGCUCUGUACCGGAUGCCAAGUGCUUCAAAUAAGCAUGUCAAGUCUCUACUUAUUUCUUUUUCGUGGAUCGUGCUUUCUAUGUUUUCCAAUUUUGUUGGGGGUGAUGAAUGGUGUUGGAUGCUUUCAUUUUAUCCUAGUGAGUUCUAGAGUUACUAGUACAUGACUAUUGACGAUCAAAUGUGAUUUAGAUAAUGGUUACUGUUGGUUAGUUUUUGGA